AUGCCACCAUCACCCAACAUGCCACCAUCACCCAACAUGCCACCAUCACCCAACAUGCACAAUCACCCAACAUGCCACCAUCACUCAACAUGCCACACCAACAUCACCAUCACCCAACAUGCCACCAUCACCCAACAUGCCACCAUCACCCAACAUGCCACCAUCACCCAACAUGCCACCAUCACCCAACAUGCCACCAUCACCCAACAUGCCACCAUCACCCAACAUGCCACCAUCACCCAACAUGCCACCAUCACCCAACAUGCACCAUCACCCAACAUGCCCCCAUCACCCAACAUGCACCAUCACCCAACAUGCCCCCAUCACCCAACAUGCCACCAUCACCCAACAUGCCACCAUCACCCAACAUGCACCAUCACCCAACAUGCCCCCAUCACCCAACAUGCCACCAUCACCCAACAUGCCACCAUCACCCAACAUGCCACCAUCACCCAACAUGCCACCAUCACCCAACAUGCCACCAUCACCCAACAUGCCCCCAUCACCCAACAUGCCACCAUCACCCAACAUGCACCAUCACCCAACAUGCCACCAUCACCCAACAUGCCACCAUCACCCAACAUGCCACCAUCACCCAACAUGCACCAUCACCCAACAUGCACCAUCACCCAACAUGCCACCAUCACCCAACAUGCACCAUCACCCAACAUGCACCAUCACCCAACAUGCCACCAUCACCCAACAUGCACCAUCACCCAACAUGCACCAUCACCCAACAUGCCACCAUCACCCAACAUGCCACCAUCACCCAACAUGCCACCAUCACCCAACAUGCACCAUCACCCAACAUGCACCAUCACCCAACAUGCCACCAUCACCCAACAUGCCCCAUCACCCAACAUGCCACCAUCACCCAACAUGCCACCAUCACCCAACAUGCCACCAUCACCCAACAUGCCACCAUCACCCAACAUGCACCAUCACCCAACAUGCCCCCAUCACCCAACAUGCACCAUCACCCAACAUGCCCCAUCACCCAACAUGCCACCAUCACCCAACAUGCACCAUCACCCAACAUGCCCCCAUCACCCAACAUGCCACCAUCACCCAACAUGCACCAUCACCCAACAUGCCACCCCAUGCCACCAUGCACACCCAACAUGCACCAUCACCCAACAUGCCCCCAUCACCCAACAUGCCACCAUCACCCAACAUGCCACCAUCACCCAACAUGCACCAUCACCCAACAUGCCCCCAUCACCCAACAUGCACCAUCACCCAACAUGCCCCCAUCACCCAACAUGCCACCAUCACCCAACAUGCACCAUCACCCAACAUGCCCCCAUCACCCAACAUGCCACCAUCACCCAACAUGCACCAUCACCCAACAUGCCACCAUCACCCAACAAGCCACCAUCACCCAACAUGCCCCCACAACACCCAACAUGCCCCCACAUCACCCAACAUGCCCCACAUCACCCAACAUGCACCAUCACCCAACAUGCCCCCACAACACCCAACAUGCCCCCACAUCACCCAACAUGCCCCCACAUCACCCAACAUGCACCAUCACCCAACAUGCCCCCACAACACCCACCAAAACAUUGUGAGUGA
Procambarus clarkii (red swamp crayfish) is the source of this 1575-nucleotide messenger RNA. RefSeq lists its product as uncharacterized. The record is from RefSeq and is a predicted model, not a curated record. NCBI's taxonomy places the organism in Eukaryota, Metazoa, Arthropoda, Malacostraca, Decapoda, Cambaridae.